AAGAUUUCUUUUUUCUGUUUAUCAGUAAUCCAGUAGUGUGAUGGUUUAACAUUAUUAAAUGAUAAAAUGGAUAUUGAUAGCAACUUUGAUUUGGAAGAUCGUAUAAACACUUUUUCUCAGUGUUCCUCUAUACUGAACAUCAAUGAAAAUAAACUUGCGAAACAUGGGUUUGCUUACAACACAACUCUAAAUUGUACUGUAUGUGUUGGAUGUAAGAAAACUAUAUCUGGAUGGACAAGGACAGAUCAGCCCUGCAAUAUGAGAUUUCAUGAAUUAGGAUGCAAAUUUGCACAAAGACUAUCAAAUGCUACUCAUACUAAUACCUCAGCACAUGAAGGCUCACCGUGUACAAAUCAAUCCAUUGGUGCAACAUGUAGUAGUAGUAGCAAUCAGAAAAAAUUUAAACAUUCUUCACCAUCAUAUAAGUCUGAGGAAGGUCACCCAAUGGCCUGUUCGCUUAUUCCAAUAAAUCCUGAGCAUACAAUUGAUCAUCGAUGGAACAGACAAGUGAAAAGUUUACCAUACAUGAUUACAAAUAAUCCUGCAAUUGAGGAGAGGAUGGAAGUAGAGUUUCCAACUGAAAUGAAUCCAAUAUUAAACCAAAGUUAUUCAAACUCGUCCUGUUCUCGUGAAAUUUCUCUAUCUCAGGCUUCAACUUCAAGGGAGCCAAGACAUUCCAGGCCACUCAAUUCAAACGAAUUGACUGCUUUUCUUGCAGUUCAUGAUAUGAAAAUAGCAAAACACAGAUUAGAAACUUUCAAAAGGUUUUGGUCAAGAAAUAUCGUUUUCAAGAAUGUUCGAUUGCUUGUUAUAUGCGGGUUUUUCUGUCUUGGUCAAGAUGAUGCAGUAGAAUGUUUUUCAUGUCGUUUGAUUCUCGCAAACUGGAGUAGGGACGAUAAUCCACAAAGCAGGCAUAGACAACUUUCACCUCAUUGUAGAUUUAUCAGAGGUGAGGAUUGUGGUGCUAUCCCACUUCCUCCACAAGUACGUGAAUCCGAUCCAUCGAUUGGACCACAAUCAAGAAGAUUGUUACAUUCAACUCAAACUCAUAUUACUCAAUCUCCAGAAUUUAUAUGUGAACGACAAGAAUUGCUCCAGCUACCAGCAUUGCAUCUGAAUCCACCAUUGGCGGCCAUUGAGAGGACAAAUCUGUUAUUGGAGUUUCCAUGUAUUAACCCAGCUAAUCCGGCAAUGAGAGAAGAACGAGCGAGGCUCAGAACACUAGAGAAUCCUGAAUUUCGUAGAAGAACUAGACUUCGUGCAUCGAAUGAAAGGCUUGCUCAAGCAGGAAUGUACUAUGUUGGUGAUGGUGACAGAACAAAGUGCUGGUUCUGUGAUGGGGGAUUGAAAGAUUAUUUGCCUGAAGAUGAUCCGUGGGUAGAACAUACAAAGUAUUUCCCACAGUGUGAAUAUCUUUUACAGCAGCGUGGACCGGGUUGGGUCAAUGAAAUAUCUGCUCAAAAUCCUGAUGUUGCCAGACCGAUUCUUCCAGUGAGAGAAAGACAUAUUUUACCAAAUGCUUCACAUGGUUCACAGUCACCUUCAUCUGAGGUAUCAACUACACAACAUUCUUCUGCUUUAUCGCUUUCAGGUGAAAAUCCUCAACAGCGAUUGUUGCAUCAAGCAAUGCAAUCACAAGCUGUUCAAAUUGCACGUAGCAUGGGAUUUUCUGAACAGCAAAUUAGGGAAACACAAUUGACAAAUAUCAAUAUUAAUGGAACAAUUUUUCAGACAGCUGAAUCGUUAGUUGAUGCAUUGCUGCAUUGCAAUGGUGCAACAGAUCAAGAGACAAGUAGUGGGUCUUCAGUUCAAGGAAUUAGCUGUUCUACUGUACAGAUUACUCCACAAGGCACUGUGUUAAAUUUACCUGACCAAACCAUUCACAUUGUUGGUGGAAAUAUUACUGCAAGAUCCAAUAUUUCUGUACCAUCAUCUCAUUCACAUAAUAGUCCUGCUUUCUCCGAAGCUGGUCCAUCCAAUAGCAACAACAGUGUAUUGGUAAAUGGAAUGCCUGUAAAUCAAUAUAUGAAUCAUGUAUCUCAUGCUCCAAGGAAUAUUCAAAUUGAAGAAGGUGCCGGGUCAAACCCAGCACCUCCUUCUGGCAAUGGUUUAGCAGCUCUUGGAUUGGACCUUCCUUUAUCCUCCCCAAUGCGUCGCAUGACAAGACGACCGACAACAAAUACUGUCACUGCUCCUAGAACAACAUCACCUUCCACAUCUGGCAAUUCUACUCAGAGACUGGCAGAGUUGGAGAGAGAGAGAACUUGUAAGAUAUGUCUCACACUACCAGCAGAUAUUCUGUUUCAACCUUGUGGUCAUAUAUGUUCUUGUGCUACUUGUGCUAGAAGGCUUUACAACUGCCCAGUUUGUAGGAGAGCAAUCAACAGAUUUAUUAGAACUUAUCAUUCUUAAAAAAACAAUAUAACAUUAGUAGAGUAGAUGUUUGGAAUUGUCAUUCCUUUAUAGUUCUCCUUUUACGUUUUGAAACAUGGCCAGGCAGUUUUUGUUAACUAAUUAAUAUCUUACACCAACUGUUAAAUGUAUUUUGACAAGUAAAGAAAGAUUAUAAUCUUGUUAUGUGAUACUUUUUGAAAAUAUUGGUGUUUAAAAUGUCACUCUUUAUUACAUGUAUGUGUAAAGUGAAUUAAUAUGCCUUAAUUAAUAUAUGAAUGUAGUAUCAAGGUUAUCAAUGUAUGAAUCACCAUUGGCAAAAUAUAUUAUAAUAAUUAACUAUUUUGUGAUUGCUAUAAAUUUAUCAAAGCCAUUAAACUGUUCAUACACUUUCUUGUUGAGUCGUUCAUUGUUUUUUUAUGCCUUGAUAGUUCAAUUAAAUGAAAUGAUUUUUUGACGUAUCUCAAUAAUGGAUAUAAUUGUUCCAACUUAUGUAUGAUUAUUGAAUAUCAUGAUCUGAAUAUUUGUAUGCUGUUUAAUCAAUGAUUUUUCUAUGAAUUUAAUUUGUUUAAAUAUUUGUUGCCUUUAAUCUUAGAUAACAUUUUUGUUCUCAUUGUCUUCAUUUAUAUAGGUGAUGCAGGGUCAAAAACAUGCUCAUUAUAAGGGUUAUUUCUGUGUUAGAAUAUGUUUAUAGAAUUAGUUUCUUUCACAAUUACUUUUUUAUUGCAUCAAUUAAACCUAUUUUGUUCAUGAAAUAUGAGCAUAAUGAUAUUUAGAUAUUAGCUUUUUACAAUAUGUUAUCCCAAUAUAAGAAGCCUGGUGAUUAUCCAUUUCUUUAAAUGCUUCAGUGUUGUUUUGACCCAUAGUUAUUUCAACCCAUGUGUUAUCUAAAACACUACGACUUUUCUUUAUUAUUCAUAUCUUUAUUGCCUUGGUUACAAAUAAAUUCAUUUUUGUUUUCCAUUUUUUUAAAAUUAAUAUCAUGUUACAUCGGCUUGAUUAUAUUUCAGA
Styela clava is the source of this 3402-nucleotide messenger RNA. Its product is annotated as inhibitor of apoptosis protein-like. Gene Ontology annotation, cellular component: nucleus; cytoplasm. Gene Ontology annotation, molecular function: cysteine-type endopeptidase inhibitor activity involved in apoptotic process; ubiquitin protein ligase activity. Gene Ontology annotation, biological process: negative regulation of apoptotic process; regulation of cell cycle; positive regulation of protein ubiquitination. The record is from RefSeq and is a predicted model, not a curated record. Lineage: Eukaryota; Metazoa; Chordata; Ascidiacea; Stolidobranchia; Styelidae.